Messenger RNA from Girardinichthys multiradiatus, 2229 nucleotides. RefSeq names its product glutaredoxin 2 (gene glrx2). NCBI's taxonomy places the organism in Eukaryota, Metazoa, Chordata, Actinopteri, Cyprinodontiformes, Goodeidae. The transcript has 4 exons. The coding region runs from base 1115 to 1594 and encodes 159 amino acids. The record is from RefSeq and is a predicted model, not a curated record.
UUGGGAAAUAAUGGUGUCCGUCACGCCGAACUUAACUUUGAUUAGACUAUUUCACUGGUUGUAAGGACGCUUGACUACCUUUGACAGGCAGUAUUAGAAAAUCUAAUAUAUUUAAAAUGGUCAAACAAGGUAUACAUUAUUUCGUAGCCCAUACGGCUGCUUUAAAACACAGUUUGUGAUUUUGAUUCUAUUCGUGACACUUCCAGAAAAGCAUUUACAAUUCUUUUUUCUACAUGUUGAUAUGGUCCACCUUCUAAAACAUAUACAUAUAUUAGACCAGUCAAAUGUGGACAUGAUUGUGCCACACUUACAGCAAUUUCUUUUAAACAUAGAUAAUUACCAGCAAAAAAAUAAUUAAAUUGCUCUUUAUGUUUACAAAAACGGUAGAGAUUUAAAAAAAAAAGAACGAAAUGUUAAAGACUGUGUGUUUAGAUUAAUUCUGCUUUAAAAAGUUAUAUUAAAUAUUUCAAAGGUUUCACAAAAACUAGAUUGUGACGUUUAUGUAAAAUGGGUAUAAUAUGCUAGACGAGGUCUGAGUUCAGGUCUUACAGGUAAACUUCAGCUAAGGUGAUGAUUUGGAACAGUAUUUUAUAAAAUUUGUGAAAUAGCUUUUUAUCCAAGCUUCCAAAUGGAAGCUUUAGCGUGGCUCUCAACAAGCAGGACAACCUUGUCCCUUCCUCAGUCAAGUUUACAGUUUUUUUCUGUUUACAUUGUUAGUAAUUUACCUUUGAGUUAAAUUUUUGUUCACUGAUAUAAAUAUAGUUAGUGGUAAUUACAACUGUGUAAUUGAACCUGGGCAUACAUAUGAACCACUGCUUUUUUUCAUAAAAAUAAACUUUGUCUUUAUUUACAUUCCAAACAAGUAUGUUUGUUCCACAAAUCAAUAAAAAGCUAAGUGUUGUCAGAAAGCCACAGAAUCUUACAGAUAGUAGACUUUAGUGUUAGCAGAUCUUCAUGGUCACUGGUGUGCCAGCCAUGCUGUGGGGUGGAUAAUCCGGGAUUAUCGGUCGCUUAAACCUCAUUGCAGUUGUACAAAGGCUAUUAAGUAAAGUGGCAGUAGUAAAUGCACAGUUUUACUAUGUUCCUCUAACAGUAGACUACUAAAGCUGCAGUGAUGGUUUAUUUUCAUUUCUUUUUUGUUCCGAUAUUUUGCCUUUUCUUCCACCCUUCCUUUGGUAUUGUGCAAUUUCUAAGAAUGGGGAAUCUUACCUCCUUCAGUACUGGGGGUCUAUCCAGUACAGCCUGUGUGCAGCUUGUUCAGGAGAUGGUGUCAGAGAACUGUGUUGUCAUAUUCUCCAAAAGCGCCUGUCCCUAUUGCAGAAUGGCCAAAAAUGUGUUCAAUGAAAUUGGUGCCAAUUACAAGGUGAUUGAACUGGACCAGCACAACGAUGGGAAGAGACUUCAAGAGGCCUUGGCACAGAUGACUGGUGCCAGAACAGUGCCAAGAGUCUUUGUCAAUGGAAGCUGCAUCGGAGGCGGCUCUGACACCAAACAGCUCCAUCAGCAAGGAAAGUUGUUGCCCCUCAUCGAGCAGUGUUCUCCCUGCUGUGCUGCCGAGGGCUCAGGGAGUGGACACUUUGAAUCCUCUAAAUGACUAACCGUUUUUGUAGUCUUUCUAAAUCCUCUAGUAUUUACACCUUUGCUCAAUUUGAUGCUAAAGGUUAUGAAUUCUUUGAGCAUGUAUAUGCUCUUCGUUUAUCAAAGCCAAGCAUGUUGUUGAUGUCUAGUUUGCUUGUAUUUUCUCACAGAGAUGGAGAAAAAGGAGUGUGAUUUAUGAGUGUAAUAUUUUAUUAAAGUCUUUAUCUUAAAAUCUAAGUAGUAAGCACUGGAUGCACUUCAGUUUUUUCUGUUAUUUUGUUGAAUUGCAAAAUUCAAAGAGAAAAUACUUUAAACCUUAAUAUGUAUUGGAAUUGGCAAACCUAGAAAUAAUAACAUGUAAGAGUGAAUCAUUUUUGAAUACACCCUUUACUCUGCUGCUGUUCAGGGAAAUAGUAGAGACCAACAUAUAUGUAAGGGAAAAGUUGAUCUGUUUUGUUUUGUGACUUGAGCAAAAGCUGCGACUGUCUGAAUGUUUACUAGAGAAAUGCAUUGAUAAAGAAUUACCAAUGCAGGUCAAGUGUUUAUGGUUACAGAUGAGCCUAAAUACGAUAAAAUAUUUUUAUUCCUGUACAUCAGAUGUAUAUUAUUAUUUGAUAAACAUAAAUUAAAGUCCUUUCUCAGGUUCCAAUG